UGAGCGAGAGAGAGAGGCUGUAGUCACUCCUCUACUGGACACCAGGCAGCAACAGGUAUCUUGGAGAGAGAGAGAGAAGAGGAAAGGCAGAGCAUGUGAGAGAGAGAGGACAAAAAGGGACAGAGAGUGGAAAGAGUGUGUGUGAGAGAGAGAGAGAGAGAGAGAGAGAGAGAGAUUUUAUUUUGGUCACCCUGCUUCUUUACACCUUUCCGUCGAUUCACCUGCUACCUGGCUGUUACCAGUUACCUGGACUUACCAGAGUGGAAGAGAGAGGGACAAGGAAAGAGGGACGAAACGAGGAGACAGGAGAAACCGAGUGUCUUGAGUGGAGCCUCACAUGGUGACUUCUAAUGUUCUGGAAUAAACCGGAAGCUGAACCAUGGUCAUUCUGCAACAGGGGGACUAUGUCUGGUUGGACCUUAAGACGGGCCGGGAGUUCGAUGUCCCGGUGGGAGCCGUGCUCAAGCUCUGUGACUCGGGACAGAUCCAGGUGCUGGACGACGAGGGGAGGGAGCACUGGAUCUCGCCCCAGAAUGCCACCAACAUUAAGCCCAUGCACCCCACCUCCAUCCACGGUGUGGAGGACAUGAUCCGCCUGGGGGACCUCAAUGAGGCCGGCAUCCUGCGGAACUUGCUUAUCCGCUACAACGAGCAUGUCAUCUAUACAAAUUGUGGGGGAAGGACUUACACAGGGUCGAUUCUGGUGGCGGUAAACCCUUACCAGCUGCUGCCCAUCUACACUCCAGACCAGAUCCGUCUGUACACCAAUAAGAAGAUUGGGGAGAUGCCACCUCACAUCUUUGCCAUAGCAGACAACUGCUACUUCAACAUGCAGAGGAACAACAAGGACCAGUGCUGCAUCAUCAGUGGUGAGUCUGGGGCAGGUAAGACAGAGAGCACCAAGUUGAUCCUGCAGUUCCUGGCAGCCAUCAGUGGACAACACUCCUGGAUAGAGCAACAGGUCCUGGAGGCCAACCCCAUACUGGAAGCGUUCGGGAACGCUAAGACCAUCCGGAAUGACAACUCCAGUCGCUUUGGGAAGUACAUCGACAUCCACUUUAACAAGAGAGGUGCCAUCGAGGGGGCAAAGAUAGAACAGUACCUUCUGGAGAAGUCCCGAGUCUGCAGACAGGCUGCGGAUGAGAGGAAUUACCACAUCUUCUACUGUAUGCUGCGGGGCAUGGCCCCAGAGCUGAAGACCAAGCUGGGCCUGGGCCUCGCCAAUGACUACUCCUACCUCACCAUGGGGAACUGUACGAAAUGUGAUGGACGUGAUGACCUAAAGGAUUACUCCAGCAUCCUGUCAGCCAUGAAGGUGCUGAUGUUCACAGAGACAGAGAACUGGGAGAUCUCCAAACUACUGGCGGCCAUCCUGCACAUGGGCAACCUGCGCUAUGAGGCCCAUACCUAUGACAACCUGGAUGCCUGUGUGGUGGUGCGAUCUCCAGACCUGUCCACUGCUGCAUCUCUGAUGGAGGUGGACCCUAAGGACGUGAUGUCAUGUCUGACCACUCGUACCCUGAUCACCCGGGGCGAGAGUGUGUCCACCCCCCUCAGCAUGGAACAGGGCCUGGACGUCAGGGACGCCUUCGUCAAGGGUAUCUAUGGGAGGCUGUUUGUGUGGAUCGUGGACAAGAUCAACGCGGCCAUCUUUAGACCUCCGUCCUGUGAGAGUAAGAUCGUAAGGAGGUCCAUCGGCCUGCUCGAUAUCUUCGGCUUCGAGAACUUUACUGUCAACAGCUUUGAGCAGCUGUGCAUCAACUUUGCCAAUGAGAACCUGCAGCAGUUCUUUGUGAGGCAUGUGUUCAAGCUGGAGCAGGAGGAGUACAACCUAGAGGACAUCAACUGGCAACAUAUCGAGUUCACCGACAACCAGGAUGCCCUGGACAUGAUCGCCAAUAAACCCAUGAACAUCAUAUCUCUCAUAGACGAGGAGAGCAAGUUCCCCAAGGGAACAGACGCCACCAUGCUGUAUAAACUCAACUCCCAGCACAAACUCAACACCAACUACCACCCCCCUAAGAACACUUACAUGACACAGUUUGGCAUCCAGCACUUUGCUGGGGUGGUCCACUACGAGACCAAAGGCUUCCUGGAGAAGAAUCGUGACAGCCUCCAUACUGACAUCAUCCAGCUGGUCCACUCCUCCAAAAACAAGUUUAUCAAGCAGAUCUUCCAGGCUGACGUCGCCAUGGGUGUGGAGACCAGGAAGCGCUCCCCUACUCUGAGCAGCCAGUUCAAGCGUUCUCUGGAGCUGCUGAUGAGAACCCUCAAUGUGUGUCAGCCUUUCUUCGUACGCUGCAUCAAACCCAACGAGCUCAAGAAACCCAUGCUGUUUGACAGGGAGCUGUGUGUGCGUCAGCUGAGGUACUCUGGGAUGAUGGAGACCAUUCGUAUCAGGCGCGCCGGUUACCCCAUCAGAUACACCUUCGGAGAGUUCGUAGACCGCUACCGCGUUCUCAUGCCCGGAGUCAAACCUGCAAACAGACAGGAGGACCUGAGAGGGACAUGUCAGAAGAUAGUGGAGGCGGUUCUUGGACGAGAUGAUGACUGGCAGAUUGGGAAGACCAAGAUCUUUCUCAAGGACCACCAUGACAUGCAGCUGGAGAUAGAGAGGGACAAAGCCAUCACCGACAAGGUCAUCCUUAUCCAAAAGGCUGUAAGAGGAAUGAAGGAGAGGACUAACUUCCUGAGGUUGAGGAGGUCAGUGACACUCAUUCAGAAGACAUGGCGUGGCUAUCGGUGCAGGAAGGACUACAGUGCAAUGAGGGUGGGCUUCCUGCGCCUCCAAGCCCUCUAUAGGUCGAGGAAACUCUUUGUCACCUACCGAUUGGCCAAAUCGCGAAUCACCCAAAUACAGGCCCGUUGCCGUGGUUUCAUGGUGAGGCGGUCCUUUUGGCGGCAGCUGCAUGCGGUGAUCACCAUCCAGGCGUAUGCCAGGGGCAUGAUCGCGCGGAGGGUUACCCAGAGACUCAGGGCAGAGCACCGGCGGCGUCAAGAGGCGGAGGGCCAGCGUCUGGCUGAGGAGGAGCGCCUGAUGAACCAGAUGACGGCGCGGCGGGCGCGAGCUGAGGCUGAGAGGAGUCACCAGGAGCGCCUGGCCGAGCUGACCCGUCAGGAGGAACAGCGGGAGAAGGAGGCGCGGGAGGAGGCACGACGGAAGAAGGAGAAGGUGGAACAGGUGGAGCGGGAGAGGCAGCAGCCGGUGGACCACUCAGACAUGGUGGACCAGAUGUUUGGCUUCCUGGGGAACACAGGGGCACUGCCCAACCUGGAGGGACAGGGGCCGGCCGGCUUCGAGGACCUGGAGGCAGCUCCGCGGGCCGAGAGGGAGGAGGAGGACUUGGACGAGGCUCUCCCUCUGCCUGACGACGAGGAAGAAGACCUAUCGGAGUACAAGUUCUCUAAGUUCGCCGCCACCUACUUCCAGGGCACCACCACGCACACGUAUGUGCGGCGCCCGCUCAAACAGCCGCUGCUCUUCCACGAGGACGAGGGCGACCAGCUGGCGGCGCUGGCGGUGUGGAUCACAGUGCUGAGGUUCAUGGGGGACCUGCCCGAGCCCAAGUACCACAUCGCCAUCAGUGACGGCUCGGAGAAGAUCCCCGUCAUGACCAAGAUCUAUGAGACGCUGGGCAAGAGGACCUACAAGAGAGAACUACAGGAGCUCCAGACUGUGGAGGGAGAGAACAGCUCUAUUGAAGGUGGUGGUGGGCAGAAGAAGAACAGUGUGAGACACAAGCUGGUCUCUCUCACCCUGAAGAGGAAGUCCAAGAUCACUGAGGAGGUGACCCGGCGUUUGACUGAUGGCGAUUACAGCCUACAGGGGAACAGCAUGCUGGAGGACCGGCCCACAUCCAACCUGGAGAAGCUGCACUUCAUCAUCGGCAACGGCAUCCUAAGGCCCGCCCUCAGGGAUGAGAUCUACUGUCAGAUCUGCAAGCAGCUGACCCAGAACCCGUCUAAGAGUAGCCAUGCCCGUGGUUGGAUCCUGCUCUCUCUCUGCGCUGGCUGCUUCGCUCCCUCUGAGAAGUUUGUCAAAUAUUUGCGUACGUUCAUGAUCAGUGGUCCGCCGGGCUACGCUCCAUACUGCGAGGAGAGGUUGAGGAGGACCUUUGUGAAUCGCACCAGGACCCAGCCGCCAUCUUGGCUCGAGCUGCAGGCCACUAAGUCGAAGAAGCCCAUCAUGUUGCCGGUGACCUUCAUGGAUGGUACCACUAAGACCCUGCUGACCGACUCAGCCACCACGGCCAGCGAGCUGUGUAAUGCCCUGGCAGACAAGAUCAGCCUCCAAGACCGCUUCGGUUUCUCCCUCUACAUCGCCCUGUUUGACAAGGUAUCCUCACUGGGCAGCGGCAGUGACCAUGUGAUGGACGCCGUGUCGCAGUGCGAGCAGUACGCCAAGGAGCAGGGUGCCCAGGAGAGGAAUGCCCCCUGGCGCCUGUUCUUCAGGAAGGAGAUCUUCACUCCUUGGCACAAUCCUGGCGAAGACAGCGUGGCCACCAACCUCAUCUACCAACAGACAGUCCGCGGGGUCAAGUUCGGCGAGUACCGCUGCGAGAGGGAUGAGGAUCUGGCGGAGCUGGCGUCUCAGCAGUACUACAUAGACUAUGGCUCGGAGAUUCUCCAGGAGCGCCUCCUCAACCUCAUCCCCUCCUACAUCCCUGACCGCGAAAUCAGCUCCACCAAGACCAAUGACAAGUGGGCCCAGCUAGUUGUCGCCACCCACAAAAAGGGAGUCUACACCCAGAAGAGGUUGGACCCUCAGAGGGUGAAGGAAGACGUGGUUGACUUUGCUCGUUUCAAGUGGCCUUUACUCUUCUCACGCUUCUACGAGGCCUUCAAAUUUUCAGGGCCCAGCCUGCCUAAGAAUGACGUAAUUGUGGCGGUGAACUGGACCGGGGUCUACUUUGUGGAUGAGCAGGAGCAGGUCCUUUUGGAACUCUCUUUCCCAGAGAUCACUAAUGUGUCCAGCAGCAGAGGUGGUAAGCUCCAGGGCCAGAGCUUCUCGCUGGCCACCAUCAAAGGAGACGAGUACACGUUCACCUCCAAUAAUGCUGAGGACAUACGCGACCUGGUCGUGACUUUCCUGGAGGGCCUCAGGAAGAGGUCAAAGUUUGUGGUGGCGCUACUGGACUGCCCCAACCCCGCGGGUGGCGAGGACUCCACCUUCCUCAGUUUUUCCAAGGGCGACCUGAUCCUAUUGGACGAGCACUGCGGUGAGCAGGUCAUGACUUCGGGUUGGGCCCACGGGGUAAACGACAGGACCAAGCAACAGGGGGACUUCCCGGCCGACUGCGUCUACGUCCUGCCCACCGUCACCCGGCCGCAGUAUGACAUCGUGGCUCUGGUGACUAUGACUCCAGACCAGAGAAGAGAGUCCAUCAACCUGUCCCAGCUGGCCCUGACUGAGAGUGAGGACAAGGUCAAGCCCUACACCCUAGAGGAGUUCUCCUACGAUUACUUCAGACCCCCUCCUAAGAGCACUCUGAGCAGGGUAAUGAUCACUAAGGGCCGCGGGAAGGAGCGUCUGUGGUGCUGCACCAGGGAGCCCCUCAAACAGCCCCUACUGAAGAAGGUGCUGGCCCAUGAGGAGCUCUCCCAGGAGGCCCAACUGGCCUUCAUCGCCUUGUUGAAGUAUAUGGGUGACUACCCGUCCAAGCGAGCGCGUUUGGUCAACGAGCUGACCGACCAGAUCUUUGAGGGAGCGCUGAAGGCAGAGCCACUCAAAGACGAGAUCUACUGUCAGAUCCUCAAACAGCUCACUGAGAACCACAUCAAGUACAGCGAGGAGAAGGGCUGGGAACUGCUGUGGCUGUGUACAGGUCUGUUCCCCCCCAGUAACAUUCUGCUACCCCACAUCCAGAAGUUCCUCCAGGCUAAGAAGCAUCACCCCCUCGCCCCUGAUUGCAUGCAGAGACUCCAGAAGGCAUUACGUAAUGGAUCCAGGAAGUACCCGCCUCACCUGGUGGAGGUGGAGGCCAUCCAGCACAAGACCACGCAGAUCUUUCACAAAGUGUACUUCCCCGAUGACACAGACGAGGCUUUCGAGGUGGAGUCGAGUACCAAGGCCAAAGAUUUCUGUCUGAACAUCUCAGGCAGACUACUCCUCAAGUCCUCAGAGGGCUUCAGCCUGUUUGUCAAGAUCACUGACAAGGUCAUCAGUGUGCCUGAGGGGGAUUUCUUCUUUGACUUUGUGAGGCAUCUGACCGACUGGAUCAAAAAAGCCAGACCCGCAAAGGACGGUGUAGUGCCUUCACUGACCUAUCAGGUGUUCUUCAUGAAAAAAUUGUGGACCAAUACCAUGCCAGGGAAAGACUCCAUGGCUGACUACAUCUUUCACUACUACCAGGAGCUUCCCAAGUAUCUCCGUGGUUACCACCAGUGUUCCCGGGAAGAGGUUUUCCAGCUGGGAGCGCUGAUCUACAGGGUGAAGUUUGAGGAGGACAAAUCCCAGUUUCCCAACAUUCCCAAGAUGUUGAAGGAGCUGAUCCCUCAGGACCAGAUCAGACACCUCUCGCCUGACGACUGGAAACGGUCUAUAGUGGCGUUGUUCAACAAGCAGUCGGGGAAGACUCGAGAGGAGGCCAAGCUCUCAUUCCUCAAAGUAAUCUUCAAGUGGCCUACGUUUGGUUCGGCCUUCUUUGAAGUCAAGCAAACCACUGAUCCAAACUUCCCAGAGAUCCUCUUGAUAGCAAUCAACAAACAUGGUGUCAGCCUGAUCGACCCCAAGUCAAAGGACAUCUUGACGACACACCCGUUCACUAAGAUCUCCAACUGGAGCAGUGGCAACACCUACUUCCACAUCACCAUCGGAAACCUGGUCCGAGGCACCAAGCUGCUGUGUGAGACCUCACUGGGCUACAAGAUGGACGACCUCUUGACCUCUUACAUCAGCCAGAUGCUGACCACCAUGACCAAACAGCGCGGUUCCCGUGGCAACAUCAAGUGAUCUGGAAAGUCAUUGAUCCCGCUGUGGAGUGUAGUAGUGUAGGCCUCGAGGGCUUUCAGAUCUAUCACACGGUUUCAUUAAAACAUAGAGGGAUAAAUACAACCCUUCUUCCAUAACAUGCUAAAUCAAUUACAUGCAUACAUACACACACUCGCACCGCAUGCAUACAUACAUGUGCACGUACGCAUGCACACACACAAUCAAUGACAUGUAUACAUACGUACACGCAUGCAUGCACACGCACUUGACAGAUUUUCUCCCUAAAAUGUGUAUGAAUGAGAGUGGGAAGGACAGCAGCUUGAGAACCUCUGGUCUAAUAGUCUAUUGUACAGAAACUGUUCAUCUCAGCACUACAGACACAACGUUGCUGCAACAUCUCGCUGCAACGUCUCAGAGACAAUGGAUAUCAUGCAUCUCCACACACUAUUGUGUUACAGAAAUGUACAUAGAUCGUUGGUUAUAGGGAUGGAGGCACGAUAGCAGCAUUGCGACUAGAAUACUAUUUUUGCAUUGUCGGUAAAAAUGGUGAUGAUUUAAAUUGUUGAUUUAUGUUUUGGCCAUGACAAUGUUUUGACUUAUCGUCAGAUAUUGGUUUAUAUCUUGGGUCCUGUCUUAACAAUCACCAAUUGCCUUUACUUGACCCAAAUGCACAACCAACGAUUGCAACUUUUUACAUGGCAACUAAUCAAGAGCUUUGUUUAGAAAAUGUUUUUAUGCAAAGCAUUUGAUCGUAAAAUGUCUAAGUCCAAUUAUGUGAUUUAUAAACGUUGGGCCUAAACAAAUACAACUUUGGCUUGUCCAUGCUAUAGAUAUCAUGUGUAAUCACUGCAUUAUAUUUUGUUUUAGAGUUUAAUUCAAAAUUGUUCCUUAUCAUUGUCACAGGCAGGCUAAAUACCUUUUUUGAAUAUCUGUUCAUACCCGAUCAGUGUUAUUAGUACAUUUGAUGUAUUAAUGAAGUAUAUUUGAAGUACAUUUGAUGAGAACAGUCAGAUUGAUCUCUGGACAUUAGCUGGCUCUAGGACUUUGCAUACAGUGUGUAUACCACAUCACUGUAAAAACCUUUAGUGGAAAGUUGACAAUAUUUAAUAAUAUGAUAUUUCUAACAAGCACAGAUUUAGCUGUUCUCCUAAUGAAUGAAUCAUUUAAGAAAAUGUGUUCUGUAAAUAAAGACUCCCAGUCCAUAUGACUUGUCUUUUUAAAAAUUGUGGAUCAAUCAAGGAUUUUUAAGUAUUAAAGGUCAACUCCGUUAUAUGACAUCAUCAUAGACAAAAUAUCUACAUACAGAAAACAAAAAUGUGUCAGGACCGCCAUUUUUGUUGAUUCUGUAAACAGGAAGUCACCCCACUGUGUAUGGUGAUGUCAAAUUGCUUAGUCUACCUUUAAAAGUAAUCUCAGUGACAUUGUUGUGCACCGUUCUGUAUAGUUGAUAUUCAUUUAGGUCAAACUGUUCCUGGUUUUUAAAUGUUGGUCCAUGUAACCAAAUAUUUUGGUAUCAAUAAAGAAAUUACAAAUA
Coregonus clupeaformis (lake whitefish) is the source of this 8465-nucleotide messenger RNA. RefSeq names its product unconventional myosin-VIIa-like. Gene Ontology annotation, cellular component: cytoskeleton; myosin complex. The record is from RefSeq and is a predicted model, not a curated record. NCBI's taxonomy places the organism in Eukaryota, Metazoa, Chordata, Actinopteri, Salmoniformes, Salmonidae. The transcript is spliced from 50 exons. Gene Ontology annotation, molecular function: ATP binding; cytoskeletal motor activity; protein binding. Bases 380 to 6952 code for a protein of 2190 amino acids.